Cinclus cinclus is the source of this 2022-nucleotide messenger RNA. It is a transcript of the gene ABLIM2, whose product is annotated as actin binding LIM protein family member 2. Gene Ontology annotation, cellular component: actin cytoskeleton. Gene Ontology annotation, biological process: lamellipodium assembly; cytoskeleton organization. Bases 1 to 2022 code for a protein of 673 amino acids. Gene Ontology annotation, molecular function: actin filament binding. Lineage: Eukaryota; Metazoa; Chordata; Aves; Passeriformes; Cinclidae. The transcript has 22 exons. The record is from RefSeq and is a predicted model, not a curated record.
AUGCCUGAGGAUACAGUUUCACAACCACAGGCUGUACAUAGCCAGCUGGAGAAGCCAUCAAGUACUGCAAUUCUCUGCAAUACCUGUGGAAAACCAUGCAAAGGAGAAGUUUUGAGAGUUCAGAGCAAAUAUUUCCAUAUUAAAUGCUUUGUUUGCAAAGCUUGUGGAUGUGACCUGGCUCAAGGAGGAUUUUUUGUGAGACAGGGGGACUACAUCUGUACUUUGGACUACCAGAGACUCUAUGGCACGCGAUGCUUCAGUUGUGAUGAAUUCAUUGAGGGAGAAGUGGUCUCAGCACUGGGCAAAACCUAUCACCCAGACUGUUUUGUGUGUGCUGUUUGCAGGUUGCCUUUCCCUGCAGGUGACCGGGUAACUUUUAAUGGGAAGGAAUGCAUCUGCCAGAAAUGUUCCCUGCCCCCUUCCAGCAGCACUGGCUCCUUCCCUGUACAGAACCUGCGGAACUGUGGGGGUUGUGGUUCAGAAAUAAAAAAUGGUCAGUCCUUGGUCGCCUUGGACAAACACUGGCAUUUGGGCUGUUUUAAGUGCAAUACCUGUGGCAAGCUACUGAAUGCAGAGUAUAUCAGCAAGGAUGGGGUUCCGUACUGCGAAACAGACUAUCACGCCAAGUUUGGUAUCAGGUGUGACAAUUGUGAAAAGUACAUCACAGGAAGAGUGCUCGAGGCAGGAGAAAAGCAUUAUCACCCAACCUGUGCACGAUGUGUCAGGUGCAAUCAGAUGUUUGCAGAAGGAGAAGAAAUGUAUCUUCAAGGAACUUCCAUUUGGCAUCCAGUUUGUAGACAGGCUGCAAAGGCUGAAGAAAAAAACAAGGAAACUCGGACUUCCUCUGAGAGUAUUAUUUCUGUACCUGCUUCAAGUACAUCAGGUUCCCCAAGCCGUGUGAUCUAUGCAAAGCUUGGAGAUGAAAUUCUUGACUACAGGGACUUGGCUGCUCUUCCUAAAAAUAAAGCCAUCUAUAACAUUGACCGCCCAGAUAUGAUCUCCUAUUCUCCAUAUAUCAGUUACUCUUCAGAUGACAGGCAUAGUUAUGGGGAGUCACCUCAGUUGCUCUCUCCAACACCUACUGAGGGUGACCAGGAUGACAGAUCUUUCAAGCAGUACAGGACAUCAAGUCCUAGCUCUGCUGGCUCCCUGGGCUAUGGUCGGUACACCCCCACAUCCCAUUCUCCUCAGCAUUACAGCAGACCAGCUGGUACUCACAGUCUUGGUACCAGUAGCUGCAUCUCCCUGCCCCAACACCCAAGCCUUACAUCUACAUUCAGACAUCAUUACAUCCCUUUCUUCAAAGGCAGUGAAAGUGGUCGGAGCACUCCAAGCUUAUCCAUGUACUCUGACAGCAAAUCUUCACCUUCUGUCUAUCAGCAGGCUCCUAGGCAUUUCCAUAUUCCAGACACUGGCAUAAAAGAUAACAUCUAUAGGAAACCUCCUAUCUACAAACAGCAUGCAGCAAGAAGAUCAGAAGGGGAGGAUGGAAGCUUGGAUCAGGACAGUAAAAAGCUGAAGAGCAGUUGGCUGAUUCUGAAAGGGGAUGUGGAGACCAGAACCAGCUCCCCGGACGCGGAGACGCGGUCGCUGUCCCUCGCUGCAGGCAGUGAGCGGGCGCAGGAGGGCACGGCCAGCGGCUGCUCCCGAUUUCCAUAUUCUAAGUCUGCUUCUCUACCUGGCUAUGGAAAGAAUGGCUUACAUCAGCCUGAAACUAUGGGCCAAUAUGAAACGGACCAGGAGGCAAGCUGGGGGAUGAAAGAAUACAAGGUAAGAAGGGCUUUUCCAACACUGGAAGAACAACCAGAUUCAGCACUUCCUAGCAAGAUUUAUCCUUAUGAAACACUUAUUGUAACAAACCGAGUUCGUGUGAAAUUGCCUAAGGAUGUGGACAGGACCAGGCUGGAGAGGCAUUUGUCCCCUGAAGAGUUCCAGGAAGUCUUCAAAAUGAGUAUUGAGGAAUUUGAUCGUCUGGCACUUUGGAAGCGGAAUGACCUGAAGAAAAAGGCCCUGCUUUUCUAA